AUGGCUCCCUCGUUUCCCGGUGCCCGCGCCGAGGUUGAUUACCCUAUCUACUCAAUCGACUUUGAUCCUGAGGAUGCGAAUAGAUUAGUUGUUGGUGGUGGAGGUGGUGCUGGGUGUUCCGGUGUCGGCAACAAGAUUACCGUCUUCGAUGUCUCUCACCAAGACGAGAUCCGAGCAGCCGGCGAAAUCGAGCUAUCUCGCGACGAAGACAGCGUCAUGUCCAUCGCCGUCGGCCCACACAAGGGCAAAACUACAUACGUCUACGCUGGCAUCAACUCCUCUCCAGAAGAAAUUGCCAAAGGCACAAAUCAGCACUUGCGCCUCUUUUCUGUCGAUCCCUCCAAAGCAAGACCGCUGGCUGCCAUGACAGGCAGCCCCUCGAAGCCCAGAGCCUUCCCCGAGGCCAAAAUCGCCGAAGCGUCCCGUACAGCGCUCUUUGCGAACCCGGACGCCAACGCAUAUCAGCGCUUGUUGCGUGUUUCGGGAUCUAUCGGCGCCGCAGCAUCUGCUCUGGGCAAAGAACCUCAAAUAGCCGUGUUUGAGACGACUACGCCGAAACCGAAAAUACGCGGAUUGCUAGAGCUAACGAAGGAAGCCGAGGCCAUAGAUAUUAUUCAAACAGGAGAUGAUGAGUUCCAGCUGGCCUACGUUGACCGUUACGAGCUUUAUAUUGUUAAUAUUGGAAGCAAGGGGAAUGGCGAGCCCCAGAUGGUGUUUUCAAUGCCGGACGACCAUGGGGAGCGACCGCAAUUCAGAUCCAUUCGGUAUUUGACCCCAGAAUUUGUUCUUGCCGUUUCCAAUUUGCCCAAGAAGAAUACCGGUGCGCUUAUUCAGGGACUGCGGUUGCCUUCAUCCAGCCACGAGAAGGCUAGACUGGCUGCCACGGCGAGGAUAUCGCGCAAAAUGUCGGCCAUAGCUUUAGCUGUGACUAACUUGUCGUUGCCGGCGUCGCCCACGGCUCCGGUAAGCAACGCACAGUUUGCGGUGGCUGUUGCUGGCAACGAUUCGUCAAUCUCGCUAUACACACUGGAACAUCAAGUCUCACCGGCCUUGAACCUGCUUCUCAACCUCUAUCCUUUCUACACACUCAAGAACGUCCACGGCAACGAUAAUAUCUCAGGUCUCGCAUUCUCAACUUUCAUCACGCCCAAGACACAUAUCCGAGCACAAUACGUUAAGCUGGCAAGCACGUCGCUUGGGAAAACUGUCGCCAUCCAAAGCAUCCCACUCAAAAAAUUCGUUGACGUGCAAGCCCCUCGGAACAGGAAAGGUCCUCCUCGACCAACGCGCUACGUUGUUGCCAUGCAGUCCCGCGCCCCAUCUGCCCGGCCGCUUAUCAUAACCCUCAGUAUCAUUGUGCUUAUUCUCGCGAUCGUUGCCCAGUCCGUAAAGGAAUUGUACGGCGUAGGCAAACCUGUCAUCUUUGCACAACCAUUUUUACCCUCGUGGCACGGAAGCCUUCGGCAGCCCAAAACGCAACCCUCGUAUUCGUUUGAGAAUGAGCUCAUUUCAAGCUUGGUCGACGGUAACAUGGUCUUGGGAUCUGGAGAGAAGUUUGUCCUACUCGAAGAUGACCAACCGGUCGUUGUUGAGGGUGAUGGUGAGCAGGCAACCAAGAAGCUCCGAGUCAACGUACGCGACUCUGAUGCCCACGGCUCGGCGAGAGCAUGGGAUCAGCUCCACGUGGAUGAACAAGACGCGUGGAAGGAGAGGCUUCGUGAUGCGGGUGCCUGGACGCAAAACAUGGGUGAGAAUGUGUUCAAAGGGAUUUUGUUUGGGGAGUUGGCUGGUGUUGUUGGGCGGGUUGUGGCCGGCUAG
Metarhizium brunneum ARSEF 3297 is the source of this 1818-nucleotide messenger RNA. RefSeq lists its product as uncharacterized. NCBI's taxonomy places the organism in Eukaryota, Fungi, Ascomycota, Sordariomycetes, Hypocreales, Clavicipitaceae. Gene Ontology annotation, molecular function: guanyl-nucleotide exchange factor activity; GTPase activator activity; protein binding. Gene Ontology annotation, cellular component: endoplasmic reticulum membrane. The record is from RefSeq and is a predicted model, not a curated record. Gene Ontology annotation, biological process: protein secretion.